Cornus florida is the source of this 2067-nucleotide messenger RNA. RefSeq lists its product as uncharacterized. NCBI's taxonomy places the organism in Eukaryota, Viridiplantae, Streptophyta, Magnoliopsida, Cornales, Cornaceae. The record is from RefSeq and is a predicted model, not a curated record. The transcript has a single exon. The coding region runs from base 1 to 2067 and encodes 688 amino acids.
AUGGCUGGUGAUGCCUUCCACGGGUUCCGCCACAAAAAACUGUGGUUUCCAUGCAAAAUUUUCACUCUCAAUGCGGCUUCUCUGACAAUAUUAGCCGUGGCAAUGAAGCUGGCUGUGGAUAUAAGUACCAACAUUCCAGGCAAAAAGGAUCAGCUGGCAAAACUUAGCAGCACAGCCUUCAUGUGUACAGCAAUAGGUAAUUUUAUGCCAUCUUUAGGUAAAAUGGAUGACAAAGAAAUUCUAAUGAACGUGAUAGCCUUGGCUAUUCUCGUAAUUACCAUUCUUGGGAAUGUCUGCAUCCAAUUAGGCACUGGUCUAUUAUAUAGUUUUCUUAUGAUUGAACAUAUUGCAGUUAUGUUUUUGAUGUUUGUUUUGCUUGUAAUAUUGAGUUUCUCAGCUCUGACGGUUUCAACCACUAAAAAACAUUUACAAUUGAAGUAUAGUGAUUUACAUCAAAGUACUUCAGGCGAAGUAGAGUUGGAGGAUAUUGGAAUGGUAACUGUCCAAAAAUUGAGAGAUUAUGUGAAAAAAUAUUGGAUGAUGGCAGAAACAGGUAGUCCUCAAUUUGUGAUAGCUCGUUCUGUGACCUGCUCUGCUUCAGGGGCAAUAUGUUCUCUCACUACUAUCAUUUUAGCAGAAGCGGAACUCAGGACCUAUCUGUGGUUUACGUACACAAAUUUAGCCGAUUUCUUCAUUCUCAAUUGGAAUAACAGUUCGGAUUAUCAGUGGUCAAUCUUGUUCGUUCUUGUGAUUCAGACUAUCGGGGUGGGAGUAGGUACAAUUGCCCCAGUUUUUAGAUGGUUUAUUGUCAUAAAAUCGAAGUGCUCAGUAAGAAGAGGCAAGAGCUACAAAACAGAGUGGAAAACAGAGGAUUACUGGACCCGAAGGCUGGUAGGUUGGAGAGACAGCCCCUUGGCUUUAUGCUUCCGGAGCAAAAAAUUCAGAAAAUUUGUUCACAACACGAAGAAUCGAAUUCUCAACUUCUGUAUUGGAGUUCAGAUUGUGAUUGUCACAGCUAGCAAAUCACUUUUGCUCAUCUCCAGUUUCUUACCAAGCUUGUUGUUUUCAUGUUUCAGCUACUGCAAGGUCUUAAAGAGGAAGAUCCUGUCUAAAUCUAAUGCAUCAAGCAAUCACACAGGAUCAGAAUCGGAACCCGAACCUGGUACACAACUGGUCGAUCAUAGCGAUUUUGUCCUGUAUCUCGACGGUGAGGAGGAAAUACCCCUACAUAUCAUGAAGACCAUCAACAAUGCUGCAGAUAAUUUGAUUCAGAUAGGCAAAAAGAAACCGCCUAAAUUUCUUAAAGAGCUUUUAGGAAAAUCUACGGGUUUCAAGGGGGUGGCGAAUUUUGACAGCAACCAAAUUCCAUCUCUGCUUUCUGAAGAACCUCCUAACUGUUGGACUUUGCCUUUGGUUACACUAACAAGCAUCGCCAUGGCACUUCCCAACAUUGAAAAUCAGAAGAUGGAGCGGUUGCAAAGCAACGUGAAUGAAAGCCUCUUGUAUGUCAGACAAGUAGAAAAAAUCCUUGAUUCCGAAGCUGACUUGGUAAACAUCAGAAAUGCAGCAAAGAGUGUGUGGUCAGAAGUUGAUCUCUCCGGCAAGUGGCUAGAUGAAGAUCUCCGAAAAAUCGCUCUUGAAGGAAAAACCUCAGAGGAGACUCUCGAGAGACUUGCUGGCAUGGCUGAAAGUAUUGUCAAGGAAUUCAGGGCAAAUAUGAAUGGAAAUCUGAAGGUUAUUGCUGCUAAUUCAAUGUACAGAAUCAGCAAAACCGUGCUGCUGAAUCAUGAAAGGAGCAACAAUCAAACUGACGAGAGACUGUUCGAGCAAUUAUCUGUUAUGAUUGCGGAUAUAUUGGGUGCUUGCCUCACUAACUUACCGCGUGUCAUAACUAUGAAAUGCUUUUGCAGUGCCAUAGAAGAGAGGGAGAAGAGUGUCCAGCGUGCUGCUCAACUUCUUGGUGAAACUGAAGAGACUCUCGAAAUCCUUCAACAGCGUGAAAUUCCUAGACUGAAUCCUAUUCAAGCGGCUAAUAUCAAUGAGUGGCGUGUUUCAAUGAAGAAAUAG